This is a messenger RNA of Necator americanus (New World hookworm), 222 nucleotides long. RefSeq lists its product as uncharacterized. Lineage: Eukaryota; Metazoa; Nematoda; Chromadorea; Rhabditida; Ancylostomatidae. The transcript has a single exon. The record is from RefSeq and is a predicted model, not a curated record. Bases 1 to 222 code for a protein of 73 amino acids.
AUGCUCGUACUGGACGUUCUGCGGCAGGCACACUGUGAUCGUGCAUCAGUAGAACCCGUUAGAAUGUCUUUAGCAAAUUGUUGUAAUACUUGUUCUUUGUUGUUUUCAUGUUUAAUCUUCGUUCUUGAUGUAAAGCUGCGAUAUAUUCAUUCCGAAAAAUGUACAAUGACAGUGAUGCAUAGAAAACGAUUGCAACAACGUAGAAGUAUGGCUAGAAUAUGA